Molecule: messenger RNA, 1643 nt
Organism: Neocloeon triangulifer
Lineage: Eukaryota; Metazoa; Arthropoda; Insecta; Ephemeroptera; Baetidae
Product: U3 small nucleolar RNA-associated protein 15 homolog
Exons: 9
Coding region: 52-1599 (515 amino acids)
Biological process (GO): rRNA processing; positive regulation of transcription by RNA polymerase I
Cellular component (GO): nucleolus
Molecular function (GO): protein binding
Source: RefSeq, a predicted model, not a curated record
GUGAAAACAUAAACACGUGCGAUUCACGGCGUCGGUGUUUUUCAUACAAAAAUGGGCAAUUUUAAGCAAUUGAACACAAAAAUUUUCACCAAAUCUUCCCCAGAGCUCAGCGAUGAAGCAAUCUACUGGAAAAAGUUCUCGGCUCCAGCGAUUCUUAAAGAAUUCGGCCCCAUUGACAAUAUCGACGUGAGCACCGUGGAACCUCAUUACUUAGCAGUCACAUGUUCAGUUAGGGUACAAGUUUACAACUCAGUCACGAAAACAGUAUACAAAAAUUUCACAAGAUUCAAAGAAACGGCCUACGGAGGAAAAUUCAGGCAGGACGGAAAACUUCUUUGCGCCGGUGGCCACGAAGGCGAAGUGAAAUUGUUUGAUGUCGGCUCCAAAAACCUUCUGCGAAUAUGCAAAGGCCACGAAGGACCAGUCCACCGAUGUUACUUCUGCAUAAACAAUUCGCAGUUGUUUAGCUGCUCGGACGACAAAUCUGUUGCUGUUUGGGACAUUGCGAGUGAGAAAAUGGUCAACCAAUACAAGGACCACACAGAUUAUGUCAGGGCUGGAUGUGUUUCACCAAUUUCUGCAGAUAUAAUUGUUUCUGGUGGUUAUGACAACAGAGUUAUGAUGUACGACACAAGAACAAAUGACGUCGCCUUCACUCUAAACCACGGGGCCCCAGUGGAAAGUGUGAUUUUCAAUAAGACUGGAAGCAUCAUUAUCUCAGCAGGAGGAACAGAUAUUUGUUUCUGGGACGCGUUGGCGGGUGGAAAGUUGCUGAGCAGAAUCACCCCCCACCACAAAACGGUGACCUGUUUGGCCAUGGCCAGUGACGGCCUUCGACUUCUAUCAGGAGGCCUGGACAAAAGGGUCCGCAUCACAGACAUGACGGACCUGCAACCUGUCCACGUCCUCGAAUACCCUUCACCCAUUCUCACCAUUGGAGUCGAAGCCAAUGAUAAAGUUUUGGCUGUUGGAAUGGUGGACGGACUUGUGUCUAUUGCUAGGAAGUUGGAGGAGAGUUCUGCUCCUAAAGCUCAGAGAGUGCGAAUGACUUUAAGAGAUUGGAGGAAAAGUGAGGGUCUGAAACGUCCCUCAAAAAUCGAGACUCCGGAAGAAGGAGACUCGACCUUCACUGAAACAAAGAGAACCGAAAUAGCCAAUGUUGAGCGGCACCUUCGUUCCUACCGAUACUCGAAGGCCUUGGACGUGGCUAUAGUUCCUUACAACAUUAAUAAGAAACCUGAAUGUGUGGUUAGCUUGUUGCAAGAAUUGAUAAGGAGGAAAGGUCUGGCGGCAGCUCUGGCCGGAAGGGAAGAGCACAACGUUGCUCAGAUUUUGAAGUUUGUUAGCAAGAAUAUUGGAAACUUUGAAUACAUGCCCACACUGACAGAUGUCACAAACACCCUUAUUGAUGUCUAUGGGGAGGAAAUAUUCAACAUGCCAAUGGCUUUGGAUGCGUGUACUCAAUUAUUGGAAAUCUUGAAUGGGGAGGAGCAGUUUACACUAAAACUAUUAGAACUGCAGGGAGCGAUGGAGAUGCUAAAAAUUGCAUCUGAUUCUCAUAAAUCCAUGCCUGCAGUUGAGACAAAAAUUUUAACUUGAAUGUGGAAAAGGUUAUUUUUCUAUGAAUAAAAAAAAAACUAUUA